Molecule: messenger RNA, 1389 nt
Organism: Yamadazyma tenuis ATCC 10573
Lineage: Eukaryota; Fungi; Ascomycota; Pichiomycetes; Serinales; Debaryomycetaceae
Gene: ALG1
Product: chitobiosyldiphosphodolichol beta-1,4 mannosyltransferase
Cellular component (GO): endoplasmic reticulum
Molecular function (GO): mannosyltransferase activity
Source: RefSeq, a predicted model, not a curated record
AUGUUUGGUUUGGAAGACUUGAGUAUAGAUACACUCACCGAAGUGAAUUUAUGGGGAACAUGGGUAUACUGGUUAAUCGGUAUCUAUUUUUGUUUGCCAAUACUUGGAUACGUGGUGUUGCCCUUUUUAACUCAUAGAAAUCAGACUGGUGGUAGACGGUCAAUUGCCAUCUUCGUGUUGGGAGAUUUGGGCCAUUCACCACGUAUGUGCUACCAUGCCCGUUCUUUUGCCGGCCUUGACUACCAGGUCAAUUUAUGUGGAUACUUGGAGUCGGAACUUGCACCAGAUUUGUUAGACCAUCCAGGUAUCGAUAUUCAUUCAAUCCCAAUAAUCAAGAAUUCACGCAACCUCCCAUUUAUUCUUUUUGCAUCACAGAAAAUAGUGCUCCAAAUAUACUAUUUGUUUGACCUCCUCUUCGAAUUCAGAGGCACGAAGUAUAUAAUGAUCCAAAAUCCCCCUUCAAUGCCCCUUUUGUUGGUGGUUAUCGUAUUUAUUAAGUUGUUCAGCAACUCCGAACUCAUUAUUGACUGGCACAACUUGAACUAUUCGAUCCUCAAUUUACGAUACAAUAACCAAAGACAUCCAAUUGUUAGGUUGUUAAAACUUUACGAAAAAUGGCUUGGGAGGUUUGCAGACCUUAACUUGACUGUGACAAAGAGUAUGAAGCAAUUUUUAGUGGAUGAAUUUGGUUUGAACAGCAAAUCCAUUAAAGUGUUGUAUGAUCGUCCAGGUGACCAGUUCAGUCCCUUGGAGCGUCUCGAAUAUAGCAAGGAUGAGAUAAAACUGCAUGAAAUUUUCAAGCAUGUUAAGAAUUUGGAAGAGUAUAAAAUACUUAUCAGCUCUACUUCUUUUACCCCAGAUGAAGACUUCAAUGUUCUUCUAAAUGCCUUGAAGUUAUAUGAUGAUGAUGCUGAGAGUACACAGAAAUUAUUGAUGAUAGUAACCGGAAAGGGUCCUUUGAAAAAUCCUUUUCUUCGUACAGUGGAAGAUCUCAAGUUUCUGUCCAAGGUGGUAGUGCAGUCAGUGUGGCUACUUAUUGAAGACUAUCCCUUGAUCAUUUCGGUUGCUGAUAUUGCUAUUUCUUUGCAUACCUCUUCAAGUGGUCUUGAUUUGCCCAUGAAGAUACUAGAUUUCUUUGGAUGUGGAGUUCCUGUUAUAUCUCUUAAUUUUCCUAGCAUAGGGGAAUUAGUUAAACAUGGGAAGAAUGGGUUGAUCACAAACUCCCAAGACAAACAAGGGGAACCUGAAGAACUUUACAGGCUCUUGAAAUUGAUAUUACUGGACCCUGCCCUCAUGCGAACGAUCGGUGAAGGUGCAAUGGAAGAAAGUGAAUUAAGAUGGAGAGCCAACUGGAACCACACUGUUGGUGAAAUAUUCAGAUAUAAUUAA